AAUACUGUCCCCGUUUUCACCAAACCUUAUUUGGUUUCUUUCUGCAAAAGCGAGAAAACUCCAUUUUCUUUUCUUUAAUUACUUUCCUCAAUUUUAUUGACAAUACUUUGAAAACCAGAAAAAUAAUUCAUCUUUGUCUACAACUGUGCUAGUUGUUCCAGAAGAAAAUUCUCGCUCUCUCAUAAUGGUGAGAGGAUUACCCUUCACUGCCGGACUCACGGUAGUACUUACUGUUCUUGUAUUAGUCCAUAAAACUUGCAGCACCGAGAAUAAUACACAUCAGUGUGCCCCUUCUUCCUGCGGCAACAUCCAGAACAUAAGAUAUCCGUUUAGAUUGAAGAGUGAUCCAGAAGCCUGCGGCAACCAGACGCAUGAACUGUCUUGUGAGAACAAUCAAGCAGUGUUAUAUUUAUUUGAAGGAAAAUACUACGUACAGGAAAUCAAUUACAAAAACUACACAAUCCGGUUGGUGGACUCAGGUAUACAGAAGGACAAUUACUUCUCCACUCCGAGUUAUUCUUUAUAUCGAUACAAUUUCAGUUUGCCAUAUCUGCAUACAUAUACCACGUAUGAGCAAAGGGGUACGAAGAUGUCCGGGUGGAAUCACGAACUAUCACGGAGUUUGGUUUUGAUGAGUUGUGAAAAACCGGUGAAUUCUCCUUUCUAUUUGGACACUUUACUUGCAAUUAUAAUGACAACUCUUCUUCUAUAUCUGAUUCCAAGAGGAGGUAUAGAUAUGUUAAAGUUGGUAGAACCAACGCAUCCGAAAUGGAGGACUCGUGCCAAGUAGAGAAGAUGUUUCUGACUUCGUGGCCAACAGAUAAUGAUGACCCAAAUAUCUCCUGUACAGACAUCCACAAUGAAUUGGUAUAUGGUUUUGAGCUUUCAUGGCUCUCUGGUUUUUGUGGAAGUGU
This is a messenger RNA of Quercus robur (English oak), 914 nucleotides long. RefSeq names its product LEAF RUST 10 DISEASE-RESISTANCE LOCUS RECEPTOR-LIKE PROTEIN KINASE-like 1.2. The coding region runs from base 185 to 790 and encodes 201 amino acids. NCBI's taxonomy places the organism in Eukaryota, Viridiplantae, Streptophyta, Magnoliopsida, Fagales, Fagaceae. Gene Ontology annotation, molecular function: polysaccharide binding. The record is from RefSeq and is a predicted model, not a curated record. The transcript has 2 exons.